AUUCACGGCAGCGUCUUUGCCCCCUCCCCCGCCCCCCGUGCCAGAGAAUCUGAAUGGUCCAUUCCAGCUGAGGAGGGAAAGCGAAUGUGCCGUCUGAGGAGCAGCGCUGCGCUCCUCGUUCCUCAGCUCCAGCCGCGGAGCUUACGGCGCAGGGCUGCGGAGUACAGCUGCCGCGGGAGAAGAGACCGCGCGCUUGGGCUUCCCGCCUCCUUUCUUUUUCUCCCCGCUUCCUCCGAGGGACGCGCUUCUCCCGGGGUUCUCUGUCCAGCCCGCCGCCGCUCUUGAGGGCACCCACACUGCAGUAAUGCCAGAGCGUGCCUGCGCGGGGAGCCCUCCCGAGUCCCAAGUGGCUGCCGGCUCCAGGUUGCCGCGCGCUCGUUAAUCGGAGCUCUCCCAGCCUUUUGGGCGCGCUCCUUUCUCUCCCCCCCACCCCAGUGGCUUCAGCCUGAGGAGGAUUGCGGUAGCCUGGCGAGCGCGUCGCAGGCUAGUCCCGUCCCCGUUUCUGCCGGGCGGGUGAUUCUUCGUUGCCCGGUUUGCCUCCAAGUCGCUGGCCCCUUAGGCUUUGCUCGGGCUGGCGACGAAGGGGAAGGCUUGUGACAUGUAACGGCGGCCGAGAGAAGGGGCUCUCCUCCUGCAGGGCCAGCCGUCAAAGGAAGUGCCGUCCGCCUCCCCCCCCCCCGUCACCCCGGACAAUGACAGCCAUGAAGGAGCAGCAGCAGGCGCAGUCUAACCCAGGCAACAGGGGAGGCCAGGGUCCAUCGCAAGAGCAGGAACUUGGAAGCAAUAGCCCACCACAGAGGAACUGGAAGGGAAUAGCAAUUGCAUUGCUGGUGAUUCUAGUUGUAUGUUCACUGAUCACCAUGUCCGUAAUUCUUUUAACACCAGAUGAACUGUCAAACUCUUCAGAAACAAGAUUGUCUUUAGAAGAUCUCUUCAGAAAAGAGUUUGUAGUUCACAAUACAGAUGCCAAAUGGAUGAAUGAUACAGAAGUGGUAUAUAAAAACAGGAAUGGACAUGUUAUUAAACUGAAUGUAGAAACAAACACAACUACAUUAUUGCUGGAAAACGCAACUUUUGUAACUUUCAAAGCAUCCAGAUAUUCAGUAUCUCCAGAUUUAAGAUAUGUUCUCCUUGCUUAUGACAUUAAACAGGUUUUUCAUUAUUCUUAUACAGCUUCAUAUGUGAUAUAUAACAUACAGACAAGGGAAGUUUGGGAGCUAAAUCCUCCAGAAGUAGAGGACUCAGUUUUACUGUAUGCAGCAUGGGGUGUACAAGACCAGCAGCUGAUUUAUAUAUUUGAAAAUAACAUCUAUUACCAGCCUGAUGUAAAGAGCAGCUCUUUGAGAUUGACAUCUUCUGGGAAAGAAGGAAUUGUUUUUAAUGGAAUUGCAGACUGGUUAUAUGAAGAGGAACUGCUUCAUUCACACAUUACUCACUGGUGGUCACCUGAUGGAGAGAGGCUGGCAUUCCUUAUGAUAAAUGACUCAUUAGUACCAAAUAUGCUUAUUCCUUGGUUUACUGGAUCUUUGUAUCCCAAAGGAAAACAGUAUCCAUAUCCAAAGGCAGGUGAACUGAAUCCAGUAGUCAAGCUGUAUGUUGUCAAUCUAUAUGGCCCAACACAUACAUUGGAACUCAUGCCACCAGACAGUUUUAAAUCAAGAGAAUAUUAUAUAACGAUGGUCAAGUGGGUGAGCAACACUAAGACUGUGGUGCGGUGGCUAAACAGGCCUCAAAAUCUAUCCAUCCUUACAGUGUGUGAAACAACCACUGGUGCCUGUAGUAUGAAGUAUGAAUUUACAUCUGAAGUCUGGCUUUCUAAGCAGAAUGAGGAGCCAGUUUUUUCUAAAGAUGGCAAUACAUUUUUUAUGACAGUUCCAGUUAAACAAGGCGGCCGUGGUGAAUUCCACCAUAUUGCUAUGUUUAAUGUUCAGUGUUUUAUUUUUGUGAGUUCUAUAAUUCGGGUAGCAUUGAAAUCCUGCUACAGUAAAUCAAUAAAUGAGAAAAAGCUACAAAAAUUAUUAAGGAAUUUGAAGAUGUGUUGUAUUAUCAAUUUUCUUUGUCUCUGGUAUUUUGGUAUUUACAGUGAUGAAGUUCCAGGCAGUCAGCUGGUUACAGAUAAGUUUCACAUUGAUUGGGAUUCUGUGCUUGUCAACUCUGAUAAUGUCAUCAUAGCUCAGUUUGAUGGAAGAGGGAGUGGAUUUCAAGGACUCAAGAUUUUGCAAGAGGUUCACCGUUCACUAGGAUCAGUGGAAGUGAAGGACCAGAUAGCAGCCGUAGAAUACUUGCUGAAGCAAUCAUUUAUUGAUGGUAACAGACUGAGCAUCUUUGGAAAGGGUUAUGGAGGUUACCUUGCAUCAAUGAUUCUGAAGUCCAACGAAAAACUUUUCAAGUGUGGAGCUGUAAUUGCACCAAUUACAGACAUGCGACUGUAUGCAUCUGCCUUUUCAGAAAGAUAUCUGGGCAAUCCAUCUAAGGAAGAAAAUGCUUACCAAGCAUCCAGCGUAUUGCACAAUAUUCAUGGCUUUAAGGAAGGAAAUUUGUUAAUCAUCCAUGGGACAGCGGAUACUAAAGUCCAUUUUCAGCACUCAGCAGAAUUAAUUAAACACCUAAUAAAAGCCGGAGUGAAUUAUACUAUGCAGAUCUAUCCAGAUGAAGGUCAUUACAUUACAUCAGAGAAGAGUAAAUAUCACCUUUAUAGCACAAUUCUCAACUUUUUUAGUGCUUGUUUAAAGGAAGAAACACCCAUUUUACCACAGGAAGUAGAAGACGAUGAAUAAGGAAUGAAGAAUAGGACUUGUAUGAGGAUCACUACAACCACAUUUAAAGCUGACUGUAAAAAAAACAGAUUCUUUGGGAGUCUGAGGGCAGCCAAAGUUUAUAGCAGCGGAACAGCACAUUUUGUGACAAUGGGCUAAAAAAACUGGGAUUUGAAUACACAAAUCCAUGUCUGAUGAAGGAACAAAACGUAUACCUUUGCGCAAGGCCAAAGGUUGGAUGCAGUUUUCUGAAAGAUAUUAAUUUUGCAUAAGAGUAGAAUUAGUGCAUGUUGAUUUUGUUACGAUUCACUGUUUGUUCAGUAUGUAGUUGCUCUGUUUUAUUUAGUAUGCACAUAACUUUUUGAUUUCAGGAUAAUGCACACUUUCAUAGGCCGCUAAUAUUUGGAGAAGGGACCUGCAGUCUAAUAUUCAAUUGUAAUUUUAGAUUAAGUGCAUUUUUUCACUGUUAAGCAUCAAAAUAUUGGAAAAAAUGCAUUUUAGUUGACCAAAAGACAAAUCAAUAAGUAGACUUUAAUUAUAAAUGUCAAGCGUUUAUACCAACUAAAUCAGUAAACUGCAGUAGUAUAUGCUUGAACUUUAUGUAUAUACACAAGACUCCUUCCACAACAGUAAUAACAACAAAAAAACAAUGUCCACUUUAAUUUUUUUUCCAGGCUAUAAUUACACCCAUGUGUCAAUUGACAUCAACAACUAAAAUAAUUUCCCAGUUAAAAGUUGCAUAUUUUGAAUUACUAAGCAAUGUUUGGGUUGUGCUUUUUCUCGUAUUGUUUACAGUAUUUUGCUGGUUACGCUCUAAUUUUAGAGUACAUUACUUUGUCACUUGUACAUUAGAUACAUGAAUAUUAAAUUAUAGUUUCAGAUAAAGAAAUUUUAUUAACAAUGUAAUGCCAUAGAGUAAUACUUUGCUGAGCUAUUUUGUAAAGCUGUUUUCCCCCCUUUCUUCAUACUGGUUGGGAUUUCAUUUUGAACUUCGGUGGUAGCGUAUUGCAGAGCUAUCUGUCAGAUUUUCUUUUGUGCUUCACAGCUAUUCAUUGAGUCUGUUACAAGAAUGAUUUAAAGUCAGCUGAAUAAGUUAGAAAUUAUUUGUCUCCAUGUAGUUUCAAGAAAGCUUCUGAUAAAUGAUUUUUAUUUUAUUUUAUUUCAUUUAGAUGAAAAUCCUGUGGUGCAUCCAUGUAUUUAUCAAGGUGAAUUACACCCUUAAAAUGAUGCCAUGAAAUAAACAAACCAGGGAACUUUGGCCAUCAAAAUAUAACU
Messenger RNA from Pantherophis guttatus, 4031 nucleotides. NCBI's taxonomy places the organism in Eukaryota, Metazoa, Chordata, Lepidosauria, Squamata, Colubridae. The record is from RefSeq and is a predicted model, not a curated record.